AUAUCUCAUAUCUGUUGACGUCUGAAGUUCGAGACUAUGCGAGCCCUCGUACGCCACGCCUCGUAAAAUCCUCGGCAUUAUUCGGCAACGUCCGCUAGCCCUCGGCAAUUUUCGUAGUGACGAGUUCAUCAUGGCGGACAAGCUUCCAUGGGGCUUGAAAAGUGAGGGCCUAACUCCAGGCUCUAUGAAGAAUGUAAAGAAAGGUACUGGUACAUCCAUGUUGCAGAGCAUUUCUGAACAGAAGCUGAAGGCCUUCAGCGUCGGGCGGAUGAACCAGAAGAAAACACUCAGCAAAAAGGAGCAAGAGGAACUCAAGAAGAAGGAGGAGGAAAAGGCAGCAGCUCAAGUUUUUGAAGAGUUUGUGGCAUCAUUUGAAGACAGCGCAAGUCAAGGACCAAAAACAUGGGUUCGGGGGAAUACUAUCAACCCAGAAACCAAAAAAGAAACUACUUCUUCCAAAAAAGGAGCCCUGUACAAGCCUGCUUCCAGACUACCACUCCCGGAACCUUCCAUCUCUGCUAUCAUGAAACGAGAGCAAGAGAAAAAAGCGGAGACAGCAAAGAAGAAGAAAGAAAAGGAUAAGAAGAAAAGUAACCUGGAACUGUUCAAGGAGGAACUAAAGAUUAUACAGGAAGAGAGGGAGGAGAGACAUCGCCUGAAAAAGCAGAUGUUUGGGGUUAGCGACCUGGCGGGGCGGCAAAGCAGAUUCGAACCCCUCAGUGAGACUAGUUUCUUAUCUCUCAGCAAACCCACGAUGCUGGAGGACUACCAGUCUGGAUCUCACGAUACAGGGGACCCAUCAACUACAAACUUGUAUAUAGGAAACAUUAACCCAAAGAUGACAGAAGAGAUGCUGUGCCAGGAGUUUGGGAAGUUCGGACCCCUAGCUAGCGUGAAAAUUAUGUGGCCCCGAACGGAGGAGGAAAGAGCCAGAAACAGGAACUGUGGCUUUGUAGCAUACAUGAACAGAAAGGAUGCAGAGAGAGCACUAAACGCGCUGAGAGAUAAGGAAAUUAUGAGUUUCAAGAUCCAGCUGGGCUGGGGCAAGGCGGUCCCCAUCCCUCCUCACCCUGUGUACAUUCCUCCAGCCAUGGUUGAGCUAGCCCUCCCCCCACCCCCCUCGGGGCUGCCUUUUAACGCACAGCCCAAACAGCCGCUCCCUCCGGACAAGCGCCCGCCCCCCGGGAUGAUACUGAACGGACCUCCCCCCGGCAUGCCCCAGGAGGAGUUUGACCAGACCUUGUACAACGCCGUUGUCAAAGUGGUUAUCCCCACAGAAAGGCCGCUCCUUCAACUGAUCCACCGUAUGAUCGAGUUUGUCGUUCGCGAGGGGCCCAUGUUUGAGGCUAUGAUCAUGAAUAGGGAGAUAAAUAACCCUAUGUUCAGGUUCCUGUUUGAGAACCAAAGCCCUGCACACGUGUACUACAGAUGGAAGCUCUUCUCCAUCCUGCAGGGAGAUUCCCCACAAAAGUGGAAGCCACAAGAAUUCCGCAUGUUCAAAAGCGGGUCCCUGUGGCGGCCUCCUCCCAUGAACCCUUACCUACAAGGCAUGCCCGAUGAUGUGGUUACCACAGAGAUGCACGACGAGCCAAUCAAACGUGGAGCUCUGAAAGACAAUGACAGAGACAAGUUAGAGGACCUUCUCCGUGGCCUGAACCCUGAGAGACCUAAGGUGGCAGAAGCCAUGUUGUUCUGUCUGGACCAUGCUGAUGCAGCAGAAGAAGUGGUGGAGUGUAUUGCUGAGUCCCUGUCUAUUCUCCAAACACCCCUGCCAAAGAAGAUCGCCCGGCUGUACCUAGUGUCAGACAUCCUCCACAACUCAUGUGCAAAAGUGCCCAACGCCUCCUUCUAUAGGAAAUUCUUUGAGGGAAAACUGCCCGAGAUUUUUGCAGACGUCUGUGCUGCCUACAAGAACAUUCAGGGUAAAAUGAAGGCAGAACAAUUUAAGCACAAGGUGAUGAGUUGUUUCCAUGCCUGGGAGGACUGGGCCGUCUAUCCGGAGAGUUUCCUUAUCAAACUACAGAACAUCUUCCUGGGACUGGAGACCCUGUCUGAUGAGGCAGACACAGAAAAGGGAGGAGACACACCACCCACUGGUGCUACCAGGGAACUGUUGAUGCCAACACAGCCCAUUCAGGACACCAAGGCCAAAAAGAAGGAAGAGAAGGAGGAGAGAAGGGUGGUUGAAUCUGUCCCCAGUACAGCUGUGGAGAUAGACGGUGUGCCCAUCAUGGCCAAGGCUGGCCUGGACGGAAUUCUCCUAGAUGUGGACGGCAUUCCGAUCAAGGAAGGAGAAGACAUAGAUGGAAUCCCCAUAGGAGUCAGUGAGAAUGUGGAUGGGCUGGUCAUAAAGGUGGAAGACAUAGACGGAAAACCAACUCUGUUGCCAGAAGUCAUUGAUGACGACCUGGAUGGACAACCCAUGAAGGAAGAACCAGUCUUCAAGGUGGCCCCAUCUAAAUGGGAAACUGUGGAUCCAUCUGAUAUAGAGGCACAAGCAAUGACAACAUCUAAAUGGGACCUGUUGGAGCAACAGGAUGAGGAUGAUCCAGACCAGGAUGACAAAUCACAGGGUGACUCUCCAGACAAACCAGGCGAUGAUGAUGAUGUGGACGGGAUGCCCAUGGAGGACGAUGGCCAGGAUUCCCUGGGGAGGGACUACGACUCCAGAAGGGAGGUCCCACCUGACAUCGCCGCGGAACUCAAGAUGACAGAAAUGUCCGAGGAGAAGAGAGCGCGACUCCGGGAAAUCGAAAUGAAGGUGAUGAAGUACAUGGAUGAGCUGGAGUCAGGGAAGCGGAGUCGGAAGUCUGGUAUGUCCAUGUCACAACAGGUCCAACACUACAGAGGCAAGCUGCUGGAGAGGGAGAGAGAGAGGGAAAUUGAGAAGAUAAAAGAAAGACACCGGCUGGAGAGGCUGAAGGAUAAAGAGGAGGUGUCGUCGCAGGAUUCCUCGCCUCACCGCGAGAAGAAGCGCAGGAGAAGUCGGAGCCACUCUGCGAGCCCGUCGCCGGGGAAGAGGUACAGCUCCAGGUCGGGGUCGCCGAGGUCGGAGAAAUCGGAGAGACAUAGAACGGAGAGACCAGAAAGAAGAUCAAGGUCACAGUCUGGCUCACCAUCGUCUCACAGGACAAGUUCCCCAACCUCCACUAGCAGUCGCAAGAAAAAACGCUCCAAGUCCAGGUCGCCCAGAAGGUCACGCAGGUCAAGGUCGCCCAAGUCUCCCCGAAGGUCGAAGAGCUCCAGGUCCCAAUCCCCAUCCUCCGCCAGGAAACAUAGUGUCAAGUCCAGGUCUAGAUCCCCGCACAAGAAGUCUAGUUCUCACAAACAUAAGAAGAGUAAACACUGACCAGUGGUGUUGUAGUUGUUAUUGAACAGACAUGGAGAUUAGGCAUACUGUAGGUAUACAUUGCAAAAGUCACUCAAGCUACUUGAUAUAAGUAUCAACGGUCAGACAUUUCAGAUAGGAUCGGUCAUCAAAAUGUACAUGUGCAUGACAAAAGAUGGCAAAUGUUGUCUGAAACGUCUGACCGCUAUCUAGUAGUUUGAGUAGCUUUUGCGCUGUGUAUCUCAUAACUUGGAUGUCUAACCUUCAUCGACAUAGUCAUAGGUAUGCUUGUCUCAUGAAACAGUUCAAACAUAAAGAUAAAGAAUGGACUAUUGUAGUUUUGUAUAAAGUUGUUUGUGUAUAAAAUGUUUGGGAACUAAUUCAAUGUCAAUCAUAACAUUAACUCACCCAGCCUGUCAUUAUAUGUGUUGAAAAAUCGUUAUGUUUUUCUUUAAGUCAAAACUCUAGCUUUCGUUAAGUGUGAUUGUUAAUGUCAAUUCUACAUGUAUAAAAGCAGGGAUCUAUGUUUAUGGGGAGAAUGCCCACACAUGUACAUGUAUCAUGUCAAACUCUAAGGCCACUUUUUCUCGGUAGAUAUACCUGACAUUACAAUGUGUAAUUACAAAUACAUAUGCAUUUUGGCGCAUUUGCUCAAAGAACAAUUGCACCUUUCCCAAUGCCUUUACGAUCUUUAUUUUCUGUCUGUAUUGACAGAAGAACUUACAGUGUUGUAGCCGUUUAUAACAUAUGCCUUUCAGUGUCACUAGACAAGUCCUUUUGUACACAUGGAAGCAACCAGCUAGGGAAAAUAGAAGAUAUGGAAUGAUAAAAUGUUUAUAUCAAACACCAAUUGAACAGUGAUCUGUUGAUUAAAUCUGAAUUGAAAAUUAAACCGUAUUGGAACUCUCA
This is a messenger RNA of Branchiostoma floridae (Florida lancelet), 4237 nucleotides long. RefSeq names its product U2 snRNP-associated SURP motif-containing protein-like. Gene Ontology annotation, cellular component: nucleus. Gene Ontology annotation, biological process: RNA processing. Bases 131 to 3349 code for a protein of 1072 amino acids. Lineage: Eukaryota; Metazoa; Chordata; Leptocardii; Amphioxiformes; Branchiostomatidae. Gene Ontology annotation, molecular function: RNA binding. The record is from RefSeq and is a predicted model, not a curated record. The transcript is spliced from 28 exons.